CAAAGGAACCAAAUCAGUGUCAUACAAGGGUGCCAAUCGAGCAAUGUUUUAACCGGCGGUCAUUUACCAGUCAAAAACUAUGUAUGUGGACGAUGAAUUACAAUUAGUUUAUUCGUAGAACAUUCUGAUUGCAAGCCAUAUCAAUGCGGCUCUGCUGCAUAGUCGGGGGCAACACUCAGGUAACUAGACUAGCAAAAUUCAUAAGGCUCGCCUUAUGAAAUAGCAAAAUUAGGGAAAACUGAGAAUUCAUACGGCAAACAUGAAUUACAUACGCUACCCAGGAUUUUUUUUACACCUACGUGCGAUUUUCUUACGUCAUACAUUGGAUUUUCAUUGCCAUGCCUUAUGAAAUUCAUUGGUGCUGCUUGAGUGAAAAAGUUAUAAGAAAGGCGUAUGUAAAAGCAAAAAUGGCGUCCACCACUAUCGACGAACUAAAGCUAAUUGCGGAUUUGUUGAACGGUGCACCAGAAGUCGAUCUGGAAUUAUUUCGACGAGCGAAAAUCACUACAAUCCAGCUACUAACAUUCACGGAAGAGGAGCUGUUGACCUCAAUCGGAGUACAACCAGAGGUUGACACGCGACAGUUAUGGUCCUGGAUAGAUCUACAUAACGUGACACUAGUUUCGGAAAAGGUAGAUUCGAUUCAUGCGGGCGUUGAGAAUCAUCCACAAGCCGAGCAACCAACAGAAGACUCUGAAACCGAGGAAGGUAUAUUUAUAACCAAAGGUCCGCCUCCUAGCUCAACAGAGUGUUUUGACCUCAGUACAGUAACGAGAUUGAAACAGAACACAUCACAAGAUCUUGACGAAGAAAGCGAAGACCUCGUAGCGCUUUCUUGUGAAGACAUAACACGUCACUACGAGAAUACAAGAGCACUUAACAGUAAUCAGAAAGACGACAAUGAUCCAUCAAACGAGCCGUAUCCAAGUGCUGGUCGUGCCUCCUUUCAAGCAUCAGCUGCGAAGCUCCACAAGAAGAAAGCGCACCGAUUUUGAUUCCUUCAUCUCGUCGGCUCACUCCUGAUUUAUUGAAGCAGCUUUUAAAACAAUCUAUUUACGGCAAACAGUUGUUGCAGACAGCUGAAACGUAUAGCCUGUCCGAUGCCGGUAGAAAGCUCGUUGUCGAUACCGUAGCUAUAAGAUACCAUUUAACUCUGAACCGUAAGACAUCGGCCGAGGCAGUCGAUGAUUUGAGCGACGUUAUCGUGGGGUUAUUUACGAAGAAAAAAAGGAGACGUAUUACAUGCCAAAAGCAAAAAGAGAAGCAGCACAUUUCACCUAACGGCAAUAGUAUCGAGUCCGUAGAAUUUUUGCCAGGAGUAGUAUCUGCAACAACCUGGCUGGAAUUGAACAAAUUGCCAUGGAUGACUGUCUUGUCGCAGUGGGAGGUUAGUUUUCCUGCUAGACAAGCUUCUUUGCGACAACACUCGAAGGUCAGUCACAUUAUCCACAGUUUCCCGCACCUGGCCGAGGAAUUCGGAUACCAGCUGUUGGACAUUGAUUACCGGAAGCAAAUCCUGGGAAAUCCGGCAGAUCCUUCCAAGAAGCGGAGUUUAUUGUUUGAGCCUAUCGCACAAUAUAUCAGCAAAAACACCAAAGAUCCGUCUGCCAAAGAUUUAUGCCGUGGCCUCAAAGAAAA
Wyeomyia smithii (pitcher-plant mosquito) is the source of this 1638-nucleotide messenger RNA. RefSeq lists its product as uncharacterized. The record is from RefSeq and is a predicted model, not a curated record. Bases 339 to 995 code for a protein of 218 amino acids. NCBI's taxonomy places the organism in Eukaryota, Metazoa, Arthropoda, Insecta, Diptera, Culicidae. The transcript has 9 exons.